UAUAAAUCUUUUUCUAGUUUUACAAAAAUAACGAUUUUGUAUAUUUUCAGACAUUUCAAAAUGGAAAAUCAAGUAAAGGUCAAAUCAAGUUAAAAUGGAGGUAGAUGCAAAAGAUCCUGUAGUGAAGGAAGGAGAUAAUGGAGGUGUAGGAUCCUCCAAACUUGAGAGCACUGGAGUCUUUAGCGAGAGCCAUUAUGGAGCAGAUUGCAGUCAUGGCUCCAAUCUCGGUGCCAGCCUUCAUGAAAGUAGGAGCGGCUCCAGUUUGGGCAUGGCUCCCAAAAUAGAAGAUUUUGAGUUGUUAAAACCUAUAAGUAGAGGAGCUUUUGGAAAAGUGUUCUUGUGUCACCGCAGAGACCAACCGAAAAAUAAACUGGCAGUAAAGGUUAUGAAGAAAACUGAAUUGAUCGAGAAGAACCUCGUGAGUCAAGUAAUCGCUGAGCGUAAUGCUCUAGCGAUCACAAAAUCUCCGUUCUGUGUAAACCUGUUCUACUGCCUACAGACAAAUAAUAAUGUUUUCCUGGUGAUGGAGUAUAUGAUAGGAGGAGAUAUGAAAUCUUUACUUGGAGUUUAUGGAUUCUUCGAGGAAAGUAUGGCUGUAUUCUAUAUUGCUGAGGUAAUCCUAGCUUUGCAGUACCUUCACUCAAAAGGAAUAAUACACAGGGAUGUAAAACCAGAUAAUAUGUUAAUCUCUGCUUCUGGUCAUCUCAAACUAACAGACUUCGGGCUUAGUACUGUAGGAUUAGAUAGAGAACUUCAGGUUGCGGAUUUGUUACCUAAAACUCCGUGGGCUUCCAAUAAGUCGAUGAUAAACCGGUUGGUCAGAACUCCAGGUUUAGGUCCAGCUGAUCAAAAUCUUGGUGGCAGCUACACAAUGGAUACAGCUAAUUUGAAUUUUAACGGCAGAGAUUCAAGAUUAGUCGGAAGCGAAGGAUGUGAACCAUGUAAAUCUAUGAAUAUGUCAGUUUCACAGAAGAAAAUAACCAUUACUCCCACAUUAAAGGCCAAGUCCCGGACUCCGAAGGAUAUGCUAAGCUCUGGUUCUAGAGGAAUACUAGAGGAUAUAUCUACCCCUGCUACUCGAGGAACAAGAUUUAUCCGAAAGAAAUCCUUUUAUGAUGAACUGUCGGAGCAUCAUAAAUCAGAGAAAGAAAAUUGCUUAGAGUUAUCAAGUGAGCAACUUCCACCUCUUCCUUCUUCAAGCUUUGAUUUCGGGAAUAAAACGAUUGAUUUCGACGUAGCCGUUAACCCUGGUAAAGACUUGAAUACUUCCGUCCUCAGUAGCUGUUCAUCUAAUGAUGAUGUUUUCAGGGAUAAAGAGAACUAUGUUCCUCGAUCUAUCUCCAACCUAUCCCACUACCCCCAACCCAGGUUUAGCUCCUGUACCUUAGACCAGGAGGAGAUGCUGAGCCCGGAGCAUCGGAGAACUAGUCCUCAAUCCUUGAAACCAUGUUUAACUAGUCCAACCUUCUAUCUUGGAUCCCCGACUGCAAGUCGGAGUUCUAGUCCUAAAUUCUACAGAUCUAGUCUUACUCCUCAUCCCAAUAUAUCCCCCGUAGACAGAACUCAUCCAAACUUUGGAAAAACCUUCCUCACUCCUCCUGAUUCCUCCUCUGGAGCUAGGGCUGGGUUUUCAGAUUCCAAUCCUACCCCCAGAUAUCCUAAUCAUGGAGAAUUAAAAGCCGAGCUUGGUCGAGCAACGCCUCAGCUCCCGCCCAACCUAGUCAGAUCUCAGUCUCAAGCGCGGCAGAACAUGUUGAGUAUUCGAUGCGCAUCCCCGGAGCAAAUGCGUGCUCACGAGUCCUUCGACAGUGAUCUUCACUUGGAGACCCGCCUCUCUUUGUCCCGAGGCUCCCAGGACAGUCCGGAGCGUGUUCAAGGAUCCGAGGAUAGUCCAGACAGGGUUCAGCGUAGCUCAGGGGACUUCACAUCACCCCAGAGAUUGGAAAUGAGUCCGGCCCCCUCGGAGCCCCAGAGACUGGAAAUGAGCCCAGCAUCUGUUUCCUCAGGUCUAGAGUUAAGUGAGCUGGAUAGAUCAAGUUCUGUCCUGGAUCACAUGGACCUGUCCAUGUCUCCUGCUAGACUUGAACUAGGAUUACACGGGAGCGAUAUCCUAGAAGAUGAGAGUAGGGAGCCUAUCGAACCCUGUACUCUGCAAAGGUUUAAGUCUCCGAUUGCUCCGACCCGAAAAAGAAUCCGAUCUGGGGAUUCUCACACGGGGCUAACUCAGGAUAUAACGGAUAUUCUCCGGCUUCGGAAACGAUCCUGUCCUAAUCUAAUGAUUCAAGGAAAAGAUAACUAUUCACAGCUUGCGCACGCUCAAAGCUCAGGGUUUCUUGGGGCUCAGAGAAUUCAAGAUCACAGCAAUGAGUUCAACUCCACGGAGAGAACGGAGACUAAACUAGCGAACCUUCAAACUAAAAUGGACAGAUUAGAGAGAAUUUCGGAGUCUGAAUCUAAUAUUCGAUCCAUGUCAGGGAAUGAGCCUAUUUCAGGGAGUGAAAGUGGAUCCAAGUCAGGGAGUAAAUCCAUGUCAGGAAGCGAAAGCGGAUCCAACUCAGGGAGUAAAUCCAUGUCAGGGAGUGAAAGUGGAUCCAAGUCAGGGAGUAAAUCCAUUCCAGGGAGUGAAUGUGUCCGAGAUCAAACAUUAUCCACCUGCAGUGAGUCAAGUGAUGGGUCAGGAGGGAGCGAAAAGCAGGAGCACGGUAAACCUGAAUAUCAGAAUUCAACUCCUCUCUCUGCAGUUCCCGUCCAUAUAAAACAUCUGAAAGGGAUGAAAGCUGUCAAGUUCCUGACUCCGGCAGGGGUUACACCUGUUCCUUCACCACAACAAAUAGAGAAACCUAGCAUGAGCACUCCAAUGAGUCUAUCCGAUCUAGAUCAUCUCUCCUGCAUUAAAAGCCCGUUGCAUAACUCCCCAAUCCAGCUCCACUACUCCCCACAACCCCCAACAACUCCUCGUAUGCCCCCUCAGACUCCCCUGCGGACUCCUAAGAGUGUAGUACGUAAAGUUGGAGUUCAAAGUGAUGCUCGGAUUCUGGGUACUCCAGAUUAUCUAGCCCCAGAACUCCUACUUAGACAAGGACAUGACUCUAGUGUAGACUGGUGGGCUGUGGGUGUAUGUCUGUAUGAGUUUAUGACCGGUAUACCUCCCUUCAACGACUCCAGUAUCAAGCUGGUGUUCGAAAACAUACUCAACCUCAACAUUGAGUGGCCGGAGGGGGAAGAGGCCUUGUCGGACAAUGCUGUGGAGGCCAUCCUCGCCUUCCUUACCCUGGACCCGGAGAAAAGGGCGAAUGGGAAGACAAUCAGGGAAUAUGGUUUAAUGAAGGGUAUGGACUGGGACCAUAUACUGGACCAAACUGCUCCAUUUGUACCUCAGCCUGAUGAUGCUUGUGAUACUACAUACUUUGAUACCAGGAAUAAUAUGCAGGGUUUAAAAGUUUCUACAGUGGACCUAUGAUGAAAACAAAUCAAAACUUCUUAACAAGAAUUCUUCCCGUAGUUAGAUUAUAAUCUUGUAAUAAACUUGUAAUAAUUAGUAUUUUUAUCAGGGUUUCCUUAUUUUCAUUUUUAUUUUAGGUGGUUUUUUCAGUGUGAAAAUUAAGUGUCAUCGUUUUUUUUCCAAAUGUGACAAUAUUUAAAUAAUGAGCAAAUAGUACACACAAUUGAUGAAAUUUAAAAAGGAAUCAUGAACGUUCCUGGAAUUGACUCAAACAAUGGUAAAAUUGUUUACACAAUUGAUGAAAUUUCUUUAUGUUUAUAAAAACUUCUUGCGAUUUUACCUGUUCAAGAUUAUUACAUAACUUGAGAUAAUGAUUAGACACUACACACUACAGUAUCAUGGUACAGUUGAACCCAUAAACCUGUGAAAUAGGAAGACGACAUUUAACAAUAUUUUUCUUAUUUUUGUAAAUAUUAUUAAAAUCAACUUAUUAAGUGAAAUGGUUCUGUGUAUACUGCUCAAUUACUGUGUUUAAUGUUCAUUCUACUGCUUCAAAUCACUACUUAUCUCAUCAUGCUAUUCCAUGGUUGUAUCGGUCUCACUUCAGUUUAUUAAUGAAUAAUGAUUUCGUAAUACGUGCCAAAAUUUUAGAUGUCUUAACCUUAUGUACCUUAUUUAUAAAUAAAAUAUAUUUUUUUCUCACAAUUUCAA
This is a messenger RNA of Eurytemora carolleeae, 4153 nucleotides long. It is a transcript of the gene gwl, whose product is annotated as serine/threonine-protein kinase greatwall. The record is from RefSeq and is a predicted model, not a curated record. Gene Ontology annotation, cellular component: nucleus. The coding region runs from base 95 to 3460 and encodes 1121 amino acids. Gene Ontology annotation, biological process: intracellular signal transduction; peptidyl-serine phosphorylation. The transcript is spliced from 20 exons. Gene Ontology annotation, molecular function: ATP binding; protein serine/threonine kinase activity. NCBI's taxonomy places the organism in Eukaryota, Metazoa, Arthropoda, Copepoda, Calanoida, Temoridae.